GCGGUCGGACUCAUUUGAGGACGCACAUGUUUUACGCAUACAGAAUAGCAAGCCAUACUUGCACCUUCCAUAAUAAUUUGCAAUAGGGCUGCAUCAUAUAUCUCAUUUUUCUUCCGUAAAAGACCUCAGCGGUCCAACCAGGCGUCAACGAUACUUAAAAACCACUGGCUAACGCUUGCGUAGGCGGCUGCUAGCUUUCUCUGUGCAUCGUCCCGACCAUGUUUACAUCCCAGACGUCGUCAUUCCAAGAUUCCAUUGACGUGGAGGAGAAAGAUGACUUCGAAAGCGAGGAAAUUGCUGCGUACGGCCAAAAGACUCAGCUGAACUGCUAUUAUGCCAUUUAUCUAUACGAAGGCACGAGAUCGGAGGCCACUGAGGAAAAUGUGGCUUGGAACCAGAGACGCGCAGAUUCCACAACCAGUCAGGAGGACUUUAGCUUGACUUUGAUUGACAGCAGCCUACCCGCAGAGGCGGAACCCGAGCUUCGCACGUACAUCUCCAGGAGGCUGAGCAAAGGAGCCCUGCUCGGAGGCAUGGGCAACAUCGCCACUGUGGAGCUCAGCCUUCCAGAGCAGGCAGUGGGCUGCUACUGUUGCCUCCUGGAGCAAGAACGAUCUCCAGAGCAACCUGAUGCCGACGGUAACGGACACGUCAUCUGCUUCUUGGGAGGCUCAGAAAAAGGACUCAACUUAUAUAGACUAGAACUUGAUAAGUACGUUCAAGGCUUGCGCAGCAGUCUGCAAACGCCCGAGCUGCAAAACCUGGAGACGGAGCUGCGUCCCUAUCUGAGCCGCUGGUACGAAGAGUCCGUCAUGCACAUUCACCGCGUGGUGCAACUGGUGCAGAGCAACAUCAGCUUCCUGCUGCAUGCCGCUCUGAAUCACCAUCACGUGGAGGUCACCAAUGCGGACGACAGGACAAAGACGGACGUGUCCCGGUUCAUCAAAGCAGCCAGCUUGCAGGGCCUGUCGCAGCAAGACACCACGGCAGCCUCCCUCUGCAAGGCCAUGUCGGAGGACGUGCACUCCCAUCUGACAGUCGACUGCUCCGUCACGCCGCCCACCUUCGCCAACACCGUCAGUAACCGCUUCUGUGAGGACUGGAGUCGUGCGUUUUUGAACGCCGCAGAACGGGCCAACCCCUUCCUCCUCAGACAGAUCCUGGAGAACUUCAAACUCAAGGCCAUCCAGGACAUGAACAGCCUGAAGCGUUUCGUGCGUCAGGCCGAGAUGAGCCACUACGCUUUGUUUCGCUGCUGCCAGUUCCUGCAGGGCUGCGGCAACGGCGACGUGCUCCUGCAGAACGCCCGGUCCGAGCACAGCGACCUGCCCGACGCCUGCCGCAUCAUCGCCGUCCUCGAGGAGUUCCUCAGGGAGCAGUCGCAGGCCUGAAUGCCAUUCUGACACUUGAAUACUUCCUUUUGUUGUUACCUUACUUUUUAAAUACAUUUUGGGAGCAGGGGAAAAUGAAGUUGUAUCAUAUACAGUACACGGUAUAUAUAAUUGAUAUUUAAUCUGCUUGUGAUUGUGACAUAAGAACGUGAAUCUCAAAAUAUGGUUGUAAAGUAGGAUGUGCAUAACAAAACACUAACAUAACUGACAAACAUUCAAAUACUAAAAUCUAUUUUUUUAAACUGAACUAUUUUUAAUUGCGAUGUGGACUAACUGAUGCAGAUGAUUUAACAAACUACUAAUAGACAGUGCGUCCCCCAAAAUUUUACAUUAUCAUGUAGUUGGAUGACAAAACUGGCUCAGAUAGUCUGAUUUUAACAAGAACUGUGGCUAAAUUUAAAGAAGACAAAUUUAGAAGAGUUCCAAGGUUUCAUCAAGUUGCUGUGACACGAUUUUGUCAAAAUCCCUCGACGAUCAAGAUUUUUUUUAGCUUAUUUAAUAUCCAGUGGAAACCACUUGGCUUUGCGUGUGUAUUGGGGGGGGUUAAAAAAAAGCCACAGCUAAGCCUAUUUUUAGUUUCUUUCCUGAUGAUGGCUUGAUAGUGCUCAGAUGUUUAUAUUUAAAAUGUCACCCUACUAUUUAAACUUGCAUGUAAUCGCUGUUGGGAGUUGGAAGUGCUUUUUUUCUCAAUGUCCUUUUUUGGGAAGGGGAAAAAAAAAAUCCAAGUAGUUACAGUUGAGCAGAUAUAAAAUAAACCAGUGAAAGCUUUUAGGACAUUGCACUAGUUCAAUUGUGGAAAAGUGAUUAUGUUGUACUGACUGUGAAUCUAAACUAUGAGAUGUAAAUUAUGGAUAGAUGUGCAAUAAACAAUUCAUGUAAUCCACGAGACAAAACAAACAUCAA
Molecule: messenger RNA, 2294 nt
Organism: Hippocampus zosterae (dwarf seahorse)
Lineage: Eukaryota; Metazoa; Chordata; Actinopteri; Syngnathiformes; Syngnathidae
Gene: c17h17orf75
Product: chromosome 17 C17orf75 homolog
Exons: 10
Coding region: 219-1391 (390 amino acids)
Cellular component (GO): trans-Golgi network
Source: RefSeq, a predicted model, not a curated record